UCUCAUGAUUUUUUAGUAUAAAAGACCUUAGCAGAGUUACCCCCUUAAUGCCAAAGGUCGAAUCUUCUCUUUAUAAAGGGGGCAUUCUGGCCACAUCACAAUCAUGUAAAUAUAACAAAAUUAAUAGAGGAAUUAGAAGUAAACGAGAUUUAACUACGAAUAAUAAUAAUACGAAAAUAAAGAGAAAGAUAUACAAAAAAUUAGUGAGAGUACAAUUAUUAUCUAAUAACACCCUUAAUAACGAUGAUGUUAUUAAUGUAAAUGUUGAAACAACUACUAAACGUAGACGGCGUAGAAUAAAAAUAAAGAAAAAGAAAAGAAAAUUGAAUAACCCCGAUCAAAAAACAAACGAAUAUUUACCACAAAUUGUGAAAUUUAGAAAAAGAAUUGUGGUUACUAAAAAAAGAUUAAUAAAUAGAACUCAAUACACGUCAGUUGAAUCGGGGGAAAAAACAAAUACGAUUCCUAUUAGUAGUACUAUCGUGAAUCCUGAUUAUAACGGGAUCGAUUAUUCAGAUUACGAUAACGAUAUUUCAAAAGAAAAUCACGACGAAUACGAUAUUGAUAUAGAUAACGAUUAUGAUGAAACAACUACGCAAUUCCAAGAACUAGUCACAUUAAAAGAAUCCGACUUUUUCCAUGGAAAUGAAGAUGAACUUUAUAACGAACAAGAUUAUUUAACAACUGAACCGUAUUUAUCCGAGGAUCGUGUAGUAUUACAUGAGGAAGAUGAAAAUGUAUCAAAUAAUAUUGAUGAAAAUAUUUAUACAACAACUGAAAGCGAUCAAAUUGAAAUAACGACCGAAGAAGUUGAUAAAUACGUUACAUCUAAUGCGAAUAAUUUAGAAGAAACAAAAAACAACAUAUCCAAAUCUUCGAUAUAUGCUUAUAAUGAAGAAAUCGCUGAUAAACCAACCUUCCAAGACAUACCUGAGUACGAGCCUUAUUUUCCCGAACUGACUGAAUCUCUAGAUGCUCCUAUAAUUCUCUUUAAAACAACUGUUCUAUCUUCUGUCGACCUUUUAACUAAAACUGUUGUACAAAGUAGAUUAAGAACAUACACAUUCGUUGUAACUACCAUAGCUGGAGACGAGCAAAUUGUUACAUCGACUACUGAAGUUAGACCACAUACGAAAACAACUGUUAUCACAGAACCUGUUACCAAAUUGACGACUCUGACUCUCUUAGAUAUAGACGCGACGACUACUUUAUCCAGCCCACAACAAACUAUAUCUCCUGUUGUUUUGGAUAACAUUCGAUCUCUUCAAGAUAAAAAAAUCCAGAAUUUUGACGAAGCCAGAAAUCUUGCCACGAGGAUCAUGUCCAAUGGUGUAGAAGUAAUUGUAGCCGGAGAUAAAACUAUUCCUGGCGAAAAGGAUUUCAAAAGAUUUCUCACCUCGGGUACAUACAAACCCAUAACGUUAAAACCAAGUACUUUAACUGAAAACGUGGUUAUGCUGAUACCUCAAGAUACAUCAAAAGUAAACGGUUUAUCAACGACAAUGUACCCGAAUCAAUUUAUAACUAAAACAUGCUUAACGACAUUCACGUAUCUGACUACUUUCUUGGAAGGCAGCACAACUACAGUAUCCAGCCACGAACAAGUCGUUUCGAAUAUAGCUACAGAAGAAAGGAAUACUGGAAAAAUUUUGCCGACCCCAGCGAUGGGAGUUACCGUCACACAGAAUCCCAAAUUGUCCGUAGGAGUAUUCCAUACCACAUACACUUAUCUGAAUACAAUUCUUGACGGGGAUCAGCCUUUAGUGGUGUCUUCGAAACAUACAGUAACUAAUACAGUUACAGCUCCAGAUGAUUAUCUUUCACUUUUAAAAAAAGUACACAGUACGGAAUCCGCGAUGAAAGAUACGAAUACUUAUUAUAGCACGAUUGGUCUAGAAAAAACAUCGUACGAAGGCAACAAAACUUCAGUAAUAAGAACAAACGAAGUGGUAACACAAGUUGUUAUAACUGAAAGUGUUCCACCAAGAGCCACUUCUGUAAUGACAUCUUACAUUGCACUUGAUAAGAACAAUUUAGAUUCCGCGUAUAUAACUACAGAUGUAGUCAAGACAUACCUCGUGACUUAUACGUACUACAAUACUGUCCAAAAAGAUAAUUCGCCUGUAGUUUAUACAAACACAUCUGUCUCUACUGAUAUAGUUACAGAAAAAUUAUAUCUCAGUCCAAAAACUACGAGCAAUUACGAUAUACAAAGUAAUAAUCACCAAGUGAAUAACUUUCAAAUAUUCACCACUAAAUCUUAUUUAACAACUUUUACAUAUUUCACAACUUUGUUACAAGAAGAAAAUGAAGCGACGAUCGUUAAUUCUGAAACAAGUAUCGUUGAGAACGUAGUAUCCGAAACAAUCGAUUUGAGUUUGUUGGAUAAAUCAAAUUUGUAUCAAAUUAAAAAUGCAAUCGAAGACGGUAUUAACACUAUAGUGAAAACUAUAACUUUAUACAACGGAGAAACUUUCGAAAUCACAGCUAUAGCUAAUAAUCCUGAAGACCAAAUUAACCCUACGAAAGUGAUGCCUAUCGAAAAAACCCACAUGCCAGAUACUUUAAAAAUGAUCAAAGAAGAUAAUAAUGUUCCAGAUAAAUCUACUUCAAAUAUUAUUACUGGUUCUACAAUUGUUUUCGUAGACGACGAUCCCUUUGCUCAAUUUAAUCCCACACCAGUAUUAAAAAAAACAAUAGAUAUCAAAACUUCUUCACAAACGAUUAAAUCUUCAAAAGGUGUACAGAAAAGUAAAAGAUCCACAAAAAGUAAAACUAAAUCUCAAACUUCUACUAUUAUACCUACCAAAACGAAGAAAAAUAAUGUGGACUCACUAAAAACGAAACCACAAGUUGAUAAUAAAAUUAAAGAUAUUAAACCACCAAAAAAUGAUUUACUAGGAUUGGGUUCUAUAAAUAUAGAUAGUCUUCAAGCUAUUGCACCCCUUCUUAAUUCUAUGGCAGGAUUUCUUACGACUAAUCUAAAAUCAAACAGAAGAAAUGAUAUAAACAUUACUGCUAACACAAAAAAAGAUAAUAUAGAUGCAACUAAAAAAGUUAUUAACAAAAACUCUAAUCAAAUAAGUGAAAAUAAAGACCCAGUUCAAAUGGUAGAUGUACAAAAUAGAUCUCCUAUUUAUAUUCCAGUUAGAGGUUUAGGGGAUGAUUUUGAAAUAGCCGAAAGUCAAAAUAUCGCUAGUUUCGACUGGGUAGAUCCACCUCCAAAUAAAAAAACUCCCGAAAUACACGGAAGUUCUUUAAUGACUCACGGAAUACCAAUAUCUCCCGGUGAAAUAAUCACCACUAACUCCGAUGUAAUCGUUGGAAAACCCGGAAGGGUGGGUCCGAGAAUACCCCCCAUACCUCUCACAAAUACAAUCGGCGAAAAUGACAUAACGGUCGAACUACAACCCCCACCUAUGCAUGAAAAUAUUUGGCAUAAGAAAAAUCACGAAUACAAGAGAAUUCCGAUAACUAAUAACUUUGAAAAACCUCAUCAGUACCACCAUCAAGAAGAAUAUUUAAAGCCGCCGCCUCCAAUACAAAAUUCGGAAUAUAUUAUACCGAUAAAGGGUAAUGAGAUAUCGAGAAAUGUUCAAAAUUAUGUUAAAAAUGAGAAAAAAUAUGAACCUGUUCGUUAUCAACAUCAAGAACAACACGCAAGUAACAACCGGUUAGUACAUGCUUAUAACAUUAAUCAGGAAGCAACUUUUAAUAAAGUCAUAAAAAAUAAUGUUCCAGAACGUUCAAAUAACCAUGAGUAUCUACCACAUAAUCAUCAUGAUAUUCCGUUCCGUCUACAAGAAGAAAUAUUAAGAGGAACUAAAUUAAACAACAUCAAUAUAAAACCAUCCGUAAUCAAUAAUGAGCCUAUAAUGUUACCAGAAGUUAUCGAAAGAUCCACUGGACAACCACUUCUAGUCAACAUACAACCAAGUCAAAUUGCUUUUGUAAAUAUACCAUACAACAGAACAACAGCUUUAAUUUAUGGCGGAUCUACUGAACCUCACAAAAACGGUCAAUAUUUCAAUGAUCCAUCUCCGUAUCCUCUACAAGAUUAUUCGAUAGCGGAUGGUAAAGAUCGUCCUUACAUACCACCUUCAGUUUAUCAACCAGAUUUACCAAAUCAAAAACGAGUUAAUGGGGUAAUCAAAGUAGAAAAUCAAUUAAUUAGACACGAUUCAAUAGGUAGUAAUAAUCAAAAUAUUCAUAUAAAACCUACUAGGAUCGGAAAUUUUAAUGUACGCGAAAAUCAAGAGGUUAGUAUACCUCCUGUAUCAUUUGGUGUUAUACACAGCGGAAUUGAUUUCGACGCUCAUAUUAUAAAUCAUGAAAAUACAUUUCCGAAUCUUAUCAAAAAACCGUAUGAUGAUUUAAGUGAGAAUCAGAAUGAUAAAAAUAAGUUUAAUAUUGCCAGAAAACCUGUUCUCACUUACCCUAGACCUGUUUAUAAUCAAGAAGGUAUUGUUGAUAAUUCGAUCAAACUAUCGUCUAGUAUUCAGGAUCAUAAAUAUCAAACACCUUCAAAAAUAUAUAAUAAUAUACCAAGACCACAUCAAUAUGGUUCGAAGAAUCAAAAAACAGACAUUUCUGAGAUUAUGUUACCUCCCACAACGCAAAAAAUACAAAUAAAUAAUUUGUUUAAUCAAAAUUCUCAUAAACUUCCGGAGAAUUUUAAACCUUCUUAUCCAAUACUCGAAGUGCAUUUACCACCAAUUAAUAAUCACCAACAAAUAAAAGCACCACAUGAAUAUGAUAAUUAUGAUAAUCAUAAAGUUGAUGAUUUGGAAAAUGAAGAUGACGAAGUGAUUGAAGAAUCCAAUACUAGACCACUACGUCCUGGUGAACUACCCUAUGAAAUUGUUAAAUUACAAGCUACAACUACGAAAAGAAUUCCUAUUUUCCGAGAAACAAAACCAAAAUUUGAUGAAAAUACGUCAAAAAUAACAAAAUUAAAUUACGAAAAUAAAACUUUAUAUGAGAAUAUGACAGCCAAACAAAAAUUAACUACUGAAAAAAUACUUUUUCCCGAUUUUGAUAGAAUUAACCUUCAUGGUGUUGGUUCGCAUGAAAUCGUCUCACCAUAUAAACCAGAAAAGAAACCAGUGCUUAUAUUUAUAGAUGAAAAAGAAGAAUCGAAACAUAAAUUCUUUAAUAAAGAUAAUGGAGAUAAUAGAGAUCGACCUUCGGUAACUUCUCUACCUAUAAAUACUUUUAAAGAAAGUUAUAAUCAUACUACCGUUACUUCGAGACCGACUAAUGAAUUUACUGAAAAUAAUCGACCUAAGGUAACUUCUCUACCGAUUGGUAAAUUCAAUGAAAAUGUUUUUCAAAAUAAUCCUACUACUACAUCGAAAUCAAUCAAUAUAUUUAAAAAAAAUCGACCAGAAAUAACAUCAUUACCAAUAAAUGUAUUUAAAGAAUACAAUUCGCAAUAUUCUACUACAUCAAAUCCUGUUAGUACUUAUAAACAAGAAACUAGACCUACAGUUUACAAUCCUCGACCUUCAGUAACAUCUUUACCUAUAGAUAAAGUUAAAUUAUUCAACAACAGAAACAGACCACCGAUAAUAUCGAUGGCUAGUACAAACAAUAAAAAUCGUGGGACUCAAACUGAAAAACCAUUCUCCGGGUUACCUUCUAAGACAAUUUCGUUCAAUGAAAUAAUUAAAAAAGAAGCGAUAGUACCUAAAAAUACGAUCUAUAAACGUCCAACAAGAAGACCGUUUACUAGUAAACCAACACAAACAUCCAUCGCCGUAGAUCAUAAAACAACCGUUAGACCAUUAACUGACAUGGAAAUAUUGAAACCACCGCCGUUAAUUCCCGAAUAUUUUGAUAAUUCUACCAGUACGAAACCUCAAGAACCAGUACCGAAAAUAUCGGUAGUAAUGGUACCUCCACCACUUCAAACUGAUGAAGAUGUAUUCGGUAUGAUUCCUCCUCCUCCGAUUACCUCUACAUCAAAAUAUUUUAUGGAAAAAGAUGUUUCUAGUAAUAAAACGGCAUCUACUACAACUGAGGUAUAUAAAUUAUUAACCCUCGAACAUCCUACAAGAAAAUCGAAUUAUAAAACUUCAAUAACUACGACUAAAAGAAGAAGACCUGUUUAUACAGGUUAUACGUCUACGUCUACUUCAAAUAUUAUUAAACAAUCACCUAAAACCACACCGAAAACUAUAAUUAGUCCAACUGUAACUAAUAAAGAUGUUAAUGUUAACAUAAAUAUAAAUUAUUCUUCAUCUACUACUACAAUAUCUUCAUCAGAACAACCAUCAACUAGUGAAGAAAAUCGGAAUAUAAUUCAUAGUUUAGAUAAUAGUACGACUAGUUUAAAUGAAGGAACGAGUAUUAAAUUUGAUGUAAUAACAUCAGAAAUUCAUAAUACCGGAAACGAUAUCAAAUUAGAAUCUACAACGCCGCUUCCUUCUACGAUAAAAACAAUCUACAAUGAAACUAAAAGUAAAAUAACAGUACCUACUAGAUAUAUUACUCAUACUAAAACAGCUACUGUGACUAUAACAAAAACUACUGUUGUAAAAUCACUCGGUAUGACUCCUUCAACUUUAACAAUAUUAGUAACUGAAACCGAAAAAACAACUAUCAUCGAUACAGUAACAGAAGUUCAUACUCUAGUAAAACCGACUAAUAUAAUAGAAACUGUAACGACUACUAUUAAACAAGCUAGUUCUUUAUACCCUUACGAUAUAUAUGGUAGUCAGUAUCCCCCUAUUAAAGUUAAACCUACUAUAUCAUCACCGAUUUUCAAUAACACGGUUAAAGAAGAAAAUUCCGAGGAAAAUCUUGAGGAUUUCAUAAUUCAUGAAACGGAUCCGCCCAUCACCAAAGAUGAUAACCGAAAUCGUAUACCAGCAGAAGAGAACGAAUCGAUUUUGGUUGUAAUGACGGAUAAGAACACGAAAAAUAUCGUUAAAGUACCAAGUUAUGAGACACAAGAAAGAGACGAGAUGAUUACGACAAAUAGAGAUAACAAUAUUUUUUUGAGCGGGAUAUUGAUCGAUCACCAGGAAGAUAAGAAAGAGGAAGUACUCGAAGGGUGCGAGAUUGAGUGUAAGGCUUCGAGAAACGAAUUAUGUCAGAAGAUAAAUGGUGUUUCGAGAUGUACGUGUAGACCCGGAUUUGCUAGAAUGUUUCCGGAUAGACCUUGUUUGCCGACCUACACGUAUGACGUCCAGGUAACUUUAGGACGAAUUGGAAAAGACCAUCUCCACUUCUAUGAUGACUUGAAGGAUCCAAAUUCCACAGAACACUACAAAUUUGUUCAAGCUACUAACGAAGCUUUGGACAGGAUGGUAAUGCAAUCUGAUCUGAGAGAUAUCUCUCACGGUAUUAAAGUUCACGCAUUCGAACCUGCCGACGAAGGAAUCGUAAGCAAAUUUUAUCUACAACUUUCCGAAAAUGUAGAACAAAAUCGUUUAGAAGAUAUAUUCAAGAAGUAUCUCUUGAACAACAGCUUGAGUUUAGGCGGUACCGACAUUUUCGCCAGCCCUAGAAUCGAGCUAGAAGCUAAUGACUUUAACGAGUGUUCAAAUACAAAUUUCCACGACUGUUCAGAAAACGCACACUGCUUUAACCUGAAAGGAACGUACUCUUGUAGUUGUAAGGAAGGUUAUUCGGAUUUGUCGGAGAAUAUGCUAUAUCCUGGAAGAAUAUGUUCAGCGGAUCAAGUGGGUUGUGAAACAUGUAACUAUCAUGGUACUUGUUACACCGCAGGAGCUGAAGAUACAUUCUGCGAUUGCUUCCAAUGGUAUACUGGACAAUAUUGUCAUAUUAAUCUCAAAGUUAUAUUGAUAGCUUUAGUAACACUUGGUACAUUAUUAUUGGGAUUACUACUAACUUGCAUUAUACUUACAUGCGUGAGAGGUAGACAUGUUGAAGUUCCUGGUGGAAUCAAUUUCUUACCUCAGGGUAAUUCCGGUAGGAGAAAUACCCUUGAUAGAAGAGCUAUGAUCCAAGAUACGAGUUCAGAAGAGGAUAAUAAAUCGGAUACGUCGCGAUAUGUGAAAAAACAGAAGGCUGCUCCCCAAAGGAAAAUAUCGAAAGUUUCCUUAAAGGUAGCCGAACGCAUCGAACCCGCAACUACGAAUCAUAACAUCACAUCCGCCGAACAAAAAGAUAGAUCUUUAACGGUGAUGAUUCCUCGAGCAAAGUACCAUCCAGCUCCGCCGACAUCUCCAUUAUCAAAUUAUACCAGUUUCGAUGUACGUAAACCUUCAGUUCCCUCGAUUACUAAUGAAGCAAAACUUCUGAGCUUAUUAGAUGCCGGACCUUCUCCAAAUCAGUCGGAGCGUAUCCAGCAAUUCAAUAACGUUCCCAGCGAAUUACUCAGCGAAGAUAAAACAAACUCCAGAAAAACUUCAGGAGCACUAAUUUCAGCUGGUUUUGAAGUUUCAGCAACAGUUGUCAAUAAUAUGGGUACUUUAGGUACAACUUGCGGUACAGAAGCUGAUAGAAGCGAAAAUGCUACACUUAUUCAAAAAAUUAGUGCAGAUUUAUUAUCCAGUACUGGUACGAGAUCACAAUUCAACACGUUGAGACAAUCAUUAAUUGAUGAAGAUGUAAAAAGUGAAGGGAAUAUGGACACUGGUUCAACCUGGUUACCUAGAGUGAUGACGAUAUCUGAAACAUUAUCUUAUGAUGAAACAACAACUCCAACGCCUAUGAAGCGUCUUCAAACUGAUUUCGACUCAAAGCCGUCUUCUCAGCAUCCAAAUGACGAAGCGAAUACUAUGGCGGAACGAGACUUGGGAUCAACUUUUUUACUUCCUCAUACUCAUCUAUAUAAAGCUGAGAGGGGGAGUGAUAUUUCAGGAUUCGAAUCCCUUUAGCAAAACUCCCAGGAAAAGGGAAUGUUGUUAUAAUGAUUUCGUAGCUGAAAAAUGUGCCUUAUAAAUGUCCCGUCUGUGCCUGUGGUAUUAUAUUAUUUAUUUAUGAACUUUUUCACAUUAUUAUAACAAUUUUCAUAAAUAUUUUCGUAUUGUAUAAAAUAUAUUUUUAUAUAAUUUUUAUUUUAGUCAUAAUUAUUGUGUGUGUGUGUGUGAGUGUGUGUGUGGAAAAUUUUUUAUUUGAAAAGUACUGGACUGUAAUUAUAUUUAAAGUGCAUCAUUUUUUUUGGAAAAAUGAGGAGUUGUAAAAACUAAAUUAGGAAAUAUUAUAAAUAAACCCGAUAAAAAAUAACAUGAAAUUCUAAUAUUCCAGUAAGUUUCGUUUUUAAACGACAUCGUAUCCAAUUGCAUCUAAACUGGUUCUUAUCAAAUUGAUAACUUUCAACUAUUUCUAUCAAUCAAAUACGAUCCUCCAAAGUGAAAAGCAAAAGGAAGCAGAGAAAGAACAAGGUUCCCACUCUCCCCCAGCGUUUAUUUCAAAAGAGUGAAAGAAAAAUUUAAGAUUAUCGUGCCAAUUAAUUGGCAAUUUAAAAAAUUCUAAAAAUAGUUUUCUCGUAGCAACUUUUGUUACAACUUUUCCCCUGAGAUAUUAGUUGUCAACUCGGUACAGAAACCUCAUCAAUAGUUUUGAGUUUGAGUAUUUUUUCUUUAGUAGCAGCGUUGCCUCAAAGAACAAUAAAUGUCUACAAUGGUGAAAACUCGUUUUUGUCAGUUUUGGCCUCAACGAGAACUGAUUUUCUGUCUCUCACAUGUUUAACUAACAUAUUUACCAAUUUUUACCACCAAAUAUACCAAAUAAUAAUAUGACCUUCUUCAUAACACGUUAAGCUCCGGUGUGGUCCAUAACUACACGUUCCGUAUUGGCUAGAGCGCUCCAAUGGACUGCACGACAUAUUUUAUUUCGAACCUUCUCCGCGGCUCUAGAGACCAUAUUUAAAUGGUCCUGGGUCCUUGAAACAGUACCGCAAACUUGAUCCUUUUGUUUUUUCAUUUAUUUUUUACUGCAUCCUUCACAAUCUCUUCUUAUUUUGUAACUUGGACCUUCACUAGGCAAUAGGUUUUGGCGUCCCUUAAUCAGCAACAGUCGUAGUUUCUUUCAUCAGUAACUUCUUUGCUACAUUGAUUUCAGAAUCAGUAAUUGCUAUAUUUUCUUUUUUAUCAUUCUUUUAUAGAGUAUGAUCAAAUUUAUGUACCAAAUAACAGCUCAAUAACAAUUUUCCUAUGCCCUUUCAACGUCCUUCUCAAAGAAAUUAUAGUCGACCAUGGCUUAAGGCUCUACAACCAUUCCCGAUCAUGUUUCAAUGCUUAUUGUCUUAUCACCAUUUUGAUCAUUAUUCUGCCAUUUUAAUAUUAUUUUUCCUUCAUCGUUUUCAUUGCUAGUAAUUUCAUUUCAUCUAUGGGUAGUCCUAUUAUUUCGCAAUGUCCCCAAUAAAUGGGCUCCAAACGCUAAACGAACCUUCAGGUACUCGGCUUUGUAAAAAUUUCUAUAUUCGAGUUUAAUGCCGAGCCCCAGAGUUGUACUUCAUAUCACCAGAUUGGUUUGAGAAUAACUUUGUAAAUCAAGACCUUGUUCUCAAGAGAAAGCUUGGAGUUUCGUCGAUAAUCCAGUAGAAUUCAUGCAGCUUGAGGCCAAGUUGUUUCCUUUUAGUGAAUAUGUGUUUUUUAGACAAAUACGGGUUUUAUUUUUUAGAAAUUACAUCGUCCAAAUGUUGACCGUUACGUCGGAAACAUUCUUGGAACCUGGCUUCGGUAUUUCUUUACACUCUUUGGAGAAAUGCCCACGAGAUGCAAUUGAUUUCGCGAAUAAUAUUUUCCUUCUCUUCAGAGAUUAUGAACGGACUUGUUUCGUACAGUUUUGAGAUGCCUCCAGAGAAAAAAGUGCAUGGAGGUAAGAUCCGGGGACCUCGGGAUGUCACUGAAACCGCUUAUCAAUUUGCUAGGGAAAAAAUCACGAAACAACGCCAUUACCAACGCCGUCUAUGGAAAUUGCUUGCACUUGACAAUUUUCAAAAAAAUCGGGUCCAAUUAUUUCCCUGCUUGACAACGCACACCAAACCAUCACUUUGGGAUUGUGAAUAACUCCAAAAGAUAGUGUUCAUUGUGCGAAAUUGCUUCAGCAUUGUCUCAUAGAAAUUUUUACACAAAUAACAAAAAUCGAAUACAUCCCGACCACCUACAAGAUGGUAUGAAAACUGAUCUUCAUCAUCCUAACGUCCUUACGCAUAUUGUGAUCAUUAGGCUUAAGCGCUUGCACAAUUUAAAUUUUAAACGGAUAAAACUUAAGAUCCUUAUUCAAUAUUUCGUACACUAUAGUUUUCGGAAGCCCCAAAGCAGUCGCUCUCUAUCGACACUUGCCGCAACGAGUUUAAUGUUUUCAAUCGUUCUCCACGUCCGGGUGGGUGCCGGUCGUAGGUUAUUUUCUGUUGAACUUGUUGUUCGGAGCCUUCGUAUCCAUGAUCGAAUCAAAUGUACACUUGGGGCGUCUUCGGCCAGCAAUGCUCACGAAUCAUUGGUUUUGAAGUACGCUUCGAUGGAAAACGCGCGUUGUAUAUCCACUGCGACAUCGCGACUAAAUAACCACUACGAAUGACGAUGUCAGCGCUCUUCUCUCCCCGUCCCUCCGCUCAAGAGAAACUCGAAAUUCAAAUCCUGAUCCUGCCACCGGUUAUUUCCUUGCCGUUUAGACUCACGGGUGGGCAAUUUCCUCUUCUAUGAAUUAAAGAAUGUUGUAUGUACAGAUUUUGUUUCAUUGACUUUUAUUCCCCACAAUUUGAGCCAAACUUGUAGAUUAUCCAGGUUGAAUUGUAAAAGUUGGGAUGCUAUUUGAGGGUCUUCGUUGUUAGAAGAAAGCGAGUCCGACGUGUAUAGUAAGUAAAGAAGCGGACUCAGUGAAGCUUUGGAGUCAGUCGGCGGUCAGUUGAAUAAAUUUGAGAAAGAGGUUGAAGAAACUUUCAAUAAUUCAAGUAUUCAUAGUUUUAAAAUAAUGUAAACAAGGACCAGUUAAUGAGUUUGGAUUCGGAUACAUUGUCAUUUAUGUAAAAUGUAUGGAAGUGAUGUAAAUACGAGACGAGUGGUAUUUUAAUUUAAUAUAUUUAUAUGAAAUGUACUCUCUGAUUCUAAUAAUAGACAUUUUGUAAUAUUCGGGAAAAUUUAAGCAAAGUGCCAAGAAGACUAACUGUUUUUUUUUUAAUUUUGUAUAUUGCGAUAUAAAAAUUUUGUAAGAUAAUUUAACAACUAUUAUUGUCAAUAAAAUGAUUUAUAUCAGA
Diorhabda sublineata is the source of this 12172-nucleotide messenger RNA. RefSeq lists its product as uncharacterized. The transcript is spliced from 14 exons. Lineage: Eukaryota; Metazoa; Arthropoda; Insecta; Coleoptera; Chrysomelidae. The record is from RefSeq and is a predicted model, not a curated record. Gene Ontology annotation, molecular function: calcium ion binding. Bases 48 to 8849 code for a protein of 2933 amino acids.